This is a messenger RNA of Stereum hirsutum FP-91666 SS1, 706 nucleotides long. Its product is annotated as ubiquitin-conjugating enzyme 9. Gene Ontology annotation, molecular function: SUMO conjugating enzyme activity. The transcript is spliced from 8 exons. Gene Ontology annotation, cellular component: nucleus. The coding region runs from base 48 to 524 and encodes 158 amino acids. NCBI's taxonomy places the organism in Eukaryota, Fungi, Basidiomycota, Agaricomycetes, Russulales, Stereaceae. The record is from RefSeq and is a predicted model, not a curated record. Gene Ontology annotation, biological process: protein sumoylation.
CCUCCACUCGCGUUGUCGACUCUCAUCGCGUAUCUCUGUCGACAAUCAUGUCUGGGAUCUGUAGACCACGUUUGACUGAGGAGCGUAAGCAAUGGAGGAAAGACCAUCCAUUCGGCUUCUACGCUAAGCCGUCCAAGGCUGCUGAUGGCUCUAUGAACCUCAUGGAGUGGGAGGUCGGAAUCCCUGGAAAGGAAGGCACACCAUGGGAAGGCGGUCUUUACAAACUUGUGAUGAUUUUCCCUGAAGAUUAUCCUUCUAAGCCGCCGAAGUGCAAAUUCACACCCCCAUUAUUCCACCCGAACGUGUAUCCCUCUGGCACUGUCUGUCUGUCCAUUCUCGAUGAGGAGAAAUCUUGGAAACCCGCGAUUACGAUCAAGCAGAUUCUUCUGGGUAUUCAGGCCUUGCUCAAUGAUCCAAACGUGAACGAUCCAGCGCAGAGCGAUGCUUACACUAUGUUCAAGAACGAUAAAGUGGCGUACGAACGACGCGUCAAGGCUCAAGCACGCGAAAACGUUCCGAAAUAAUUCCUAGUCCUCUCCCUUCUCGCUUGAUUGAGUAGUAUCCUCGCUAUGCUGUAUUCGAUGUACCCCGCCAUCCCCCAUGUUAUGAUUUCUUACUAUUUCUCAUAGGUCUUAUCAGCCCAAUGCUAUGUUUUCUGGUUUACUUCAUGGGUUCCAUGUUGCUUGAUCUCGUAGGACGAUACACG